AUGUCGCAACCACAACAACAUCUCAACAGCAACAUCCCCGUAAGCGAAAUUUUCUGGACUCUCGUCGACAAAGCCGACAAAAAAUUCUCCAAAAUCAGAGACUUACCUUACUACCAACGCAGCAGGCAUGAUACAUAUUUCUCUAAGGUCUUCAAAGUCUACACACAGUUAUGGAAAUUUCAACAAGAGAAUCGUCAGAAGCUAAUUGAAGCCGGGUUAAAGCGAUGGGAAAUCGGCGAGAUCGCGUCUCGAAUCGGCCAACUGUAUUUCGGACAGUACAUGAGGACUUCUGAUUUUAAUUACUUAUCAGAAUCUUAUAUUUUCUAUGAAGCUAUUUUUACUCGUGAUUAUUUCAAAGACGGUUUGUUUCAGGAUGUUAAUAUUGCGAAUAAGCAAUUGAGAUUCUUAGCCAGGUUUUUGACUGUUUGUUUGCUUUUAAAUCGGAGGGAAAUGUUGCAACAGUUGGUUAAUCAGCUUAAAGUGUUGGUUGAUGAGUGUAAGAGGGUGUUUCAGGAUAGUGAUUUUAAGGAAUGGAAAGUUGUUGUUUUGGAAAUUGGGAGGUUUUUGAAAGCGGAUACUGCUUUUAUGAAUGUCAGACCGUUGAGAUAUAGUUUGGUUUUGGAUUCUCAUCCUGAUAAUUUGCCACAUGUUCCUGUCGCUAUUGCGAAGCGAAAUUUGAAAUUGCGAGAUGCUGUGUUGAGUAGCUUUCAUCAUAACGAGGUUAAGUUUUCGGAGCUCACUAUUGACACUUUUAGGAUGCUUCAAUGUUUGGAAUGGGAACCUAGUGGCUCAUUUUACCAAUCUAGUGGCUCAAAACUUAGUCAGAAUGGGGCAUCUGGGACUGGUCGUAUCAGUUACUUACAAGAUAUUGCUGAUCCUACUUUACCGGCAAACCCGCGGAAAGCUAUAUUAUACCGUCCUUCACUGACACAUUUCAUAGCUGUUCUUGCCACAAUUUGUGAGGAGCUUCCAUCGGAUGGUAUUCUCCUUGUAUAUUUGUCAGCUUCAGGAGUAGGAUCUAGUGGGGCUGGACAUAUUGAAUCCGGUUGUUUAAACUUCGGUUCCCGUGGAGAUAAAGGAUCAAAUUGCAUAUAUGCAUCUGACUUUCUACCGUUUACUAGAAGACCACUUCUUUUAGUCAUUGAUAAUGACAACAGCAAUGCUUUUAAGAAUGUGCAGGUCAUAGCAGAAGCAAGUAAAGGAGAGUCAGUGGCAAUGCUCCUUUCUCCAAGCCGCUUGCCUCCUAUUGAGUCUGAUUUCUCACAUACCUCAAAUGGGAGCUUAUUCACCAUGUUUCUUACAGCUCCGCUGCAAGCUUUCUGUCUGCUGCUAGGAUUUUCAGGCACUGAUAUUGAUUUGGACUUGUACAAUAAAGCUGAAAUGCUGCUCUCGUCAUCAUUAAAUAACUGGGGAUUGGCGUUGGCAUCAUCGGAUACGCUUGAUCCAGUUUGGGGACAGGUUUUAGGCGAUCCCUUCAUAAGGAGACUUCUUUUGAGAUUCAUAUUUUGCCAGACAGUGUUGACCUUGUAUGCACCAGUUUACGAUAAAAACGAAUUUCUUCCAACAUGUGUCCCUUCUCUUCCAACACCUGUCCUGCCCCCAAGCUACUCGUAUCAAAGUGUAAUUCUGCAUCUAGCCAGCAUUUUUAGUGCAACUAAGUACUUCAUAUUUUCUGAGGAUGUUUCUCCUGAAACUGUAUCUACAAAUGUGGAUCAGUUGUGA
Molecule: messenger RNA, 1722 nt
Organism: Lathyrus sativus (Indian pea)
Lineage: Eukaryota; Viridiplantae; Streptophyta; Magnoliopsida; Fabales; Fabaceae
Source: the annotation of a GenBank genome assembly